AUGGCUUGGUUCAGUGUAAAUCUCAGUAACAGUAACAUCACUUUGGAGGGGGAUGAGCCGCGAGAUGAGAACUUGGCUAAAGUGGAAAUAAGUCUCCUGUCCAUCAUCUUCUUCACUUCAGGAAUCCUAAACUUCGGGCUCCUGUUGGUGCUGUGCAAGCGGAGGAAACAGCUCUCUAGGAUGCGCGUCUUCGUUUUCCAUCUGUGCGUCGCCGACCUGGUGGUCACAUUCUUCCAAGUGUGUCCCCAACUCAUGUGGGACAUCACUGACAGAUUCCUCGGUCCAGAUGUAUUGUGUCGCGUAGUGAAGUACCUGCAGGUGGUCGGGAUGUUUGCCUCCACUUAUAUGAUAGUAGUCAUGACGAUAGACCGAUAUCAAGCCGUCUGCAAACCCAUGGUGACGUUCCGGAGGCGCAGGGCGCGCUGGAACGGUCCGGUGUGCGCCGCCUGGUGCGUCGCUCUCAUCGGCAGCCUCCCGCAGAUCUUUAUCUUCUCUCGGGUCGAGGUCGCUCCCGGUGUGCACGACUGCUGGGCGCAGUUCAUCAAGCCGUGGGGACUGAGAGCCUACGUGACCUGGACGACUCUGGUGAUAUUUGUCCUGCCCGUACUCACGGUGAUUGUGUGCCAAGUGCGCAUCUGCCGCACCGUGCACAUUAACUUUCACAUGAAGACGCAACACGUCGGAGAGGCGGCCAGUAAGCCACUGUCCUCAAGAGCCAGCAGCGUGGCGGGGGUGUCCAAGGCGAGGGUGAAGACGGUGAAGAUGACCGUGGUCAUCGUGCUUGUUUACAUCAUCUGCUGGGCGCCUUUCUUCACCGUCCAGCUUUGGUCUGUCUGGGACACCGAGGCGCCCACUCAGACUGCAACCUUCACCAUCUUGAUGCUGCUGGCCAGUCUGAACAGCUGUGCGAACCCAUGCAUCUACAUGCUGUUCAGCGGGAAGCUGCCCAAGAGACUGAUGUGUGUGGGUCAGCCCGAUGUGCAGGAGUCCAUUCAGGAGGAGGCAACCAUGGUCAGCUCCCUGUACAUCAGCCUCAAGAGCCUGUCAGACUGCAGAUGA
This is a messenger RNA of Micropterus dolomieu (smallmouth bass), 1059 nucleotides long. It is a transcript of the gene avpr2b.1, whose product is annotated as arginine vasopressin receptor 2b, tandem duplicate, 1. Lineage: Eukaryota; Metazoa; Chordata; Actinopteri; Centrarchiformes; Centrarchidae. The transcript has 2 exons. Gene Ontology annotation, molecular function: vasopressin receptor activity; peptide binding. Gene Ontology annotation, cellular component: membrane. The record is from RefSeq and is a predicted model, not a curated record. The coding region runs from base 1 to 1059 and encodes 352 amino acids. Gene Ontology annotation, biological process: G protein-coupled receptor signaling pathway; positive regulation of vasoconstriction; regulation of systemic arterial blood pressure by vasopressin.